This is a messenger RNA of Drosophila sechellia, 1253 nucleotides long. RefSeq names its product STIP1 homology and U-box containing protein 1 (gene STUB1). Gene Ontology annotation, biological process: proteasome-mediated ubiquitin-dependent protein catabolic process; protein quality control for misfolded or incompletely synthesized proteins; cellular response to misfolded protein. The coding region runs from base 277 to 1146 and encodes 289 amino acids. Gene Ontology annotation, molecular function: protein-folding chaperone binding; ubiquitin protein ligase activity. The transcript has 6 exons. Gene Ontology annotation, cellular component: Z disc; cytoplasm. NCBI's taxonomy places the organism in Eukaryota, Metazoa, Arthropoda, Insecta, Diptera, Drosophilidae. The record is from RefSeq and is a predicted model, not a curated record.
UUGACAACUCUGGAAACACAUCGAUUAACGUAGCUGAAAAUUGUUUUAUGUUUAAUUAAAUACAGGCGAAUAGCCCGAGAUCUAUUUGGUGUUAUGAGCGUACAGAAGUCACCACCGUUUCCCACUUAAAACUUUGUUAGCUGUUGAGUUCGUGCAGCAGUUGCCCAAUCCUUGCAGAGGAAACAAAUUUACUUGUGCUUUGGUGUUGUUAGACACACACUCACUUUUCAUCGGUGGAAAAUCAAAUUUGGGACCAGGCGCAGAAGAUUCGUCAGGAUGACGACCAAGCACAUCUAUUCCACGACCAAUUUAUCAGAUCAGCAAUUAAAGGAGCAGGGAAACUGCCUGUUUGCAGCCCGAAAAUAUGACGACGCAAUAAAUUGCUACUCAAAGGCCAUCAUAAAGAACCCCACAAACGCCACAUACUUCACAAACCGAGCCCUUUGCAAUCUGAAACUGAAAAGAUGGGAACUGUGCUGCCAGGAUUGCCGACGCGCCCUCGACAUCGAUGGGAAUCUGUUGAAGGGACACUUCUUCCUGGGCCAAGGACUCAUGGAAAUCGACAACUUUGACGAGGCUAUAAAGCACCUUCAGCGGGCUUAUGAUCUGUCCAAGGAGCAGAAGCAGAACUUUGGGGAUGAUAUUACACUGCAGUUGCGACUAGCUCGCAAAAAGCGCUGGAAUGUUAUGGAGGAGAAGCGAAUACAUCAGGAAAUCGAGCUGCAAAGCUAUUUAAAUGGUUUAAUAAAAGGGGACAUGGAAAGCCGUUUGGCCAAUUUAAAGCUGAAUGGAAGUGUACACGAUGAACAGCUGAAAGACAAGCAACAGGAAAUUGAGCAAGAAUGCGAUGAUCAUAUUAAGGAACUUAACAAUAUAUUUUCUAAGGUUGACGAACGUCGAAAGAAACGUGACGUUCCCGAUUUUCUAUGUGGCAAAAUAAGUUUUGAAAUAUUAACUGACCCUGUGAUAACUCCAUCUGGAAUUACGUAUGAACGAAAAGAUAUAGAAGAGCACUUACAGCGGGUUGGACAUUUCGAUCCUGUGACACGCGUUAAGCUCACUCAGGAUCAACUAAUACCAAAUUUUUCAAUGAAGGAAGUGGUUGACUCUUUUAUUGCCGAGAACGAAUGGUCUUUAGAUUAUUGAGUUAUUUAUUAGUUGGCAUUGUCAUUGUAAUUGAUUAGAUGUUAGAACCCAGUUCCCGUUGUCUAAAAACCAGAUUAGUGAUAAUAAAUGUGGAUCUGCAAUUGAGA